AUGAUGGCAGCAUCAAAUAAGAAAUCAUCAACAUCACAUGAUGCUAGUACAGAUACUGAUGAUGAUAUACGAUAUGAUUCUGAUUCUCCAAAAGAUGAAGCCAAUAACCCUAAUGACAUAUCAUCCUCAACAAAUUUAUCUUCGAAACAUCGAGGCACCAAACGUUUAAGUAAUAAAAUGAAACCUUGUCUUGUACAUAGAACGUCAACAAGUGAUGAAGAAUUACAAAAUCAUUUUAUAGCACGCAUCAAUGAACAGCCAACACAUGGCAUCCUCAAAGUUCCUAGUGGCUCAACAAGUCCUGAAUUACAAAUUCCACAGCAUCCUAUGNGGUAUUACACUCUAUUUAACUCUUCAAAUCAUAAAUCGCAUCGAUUACAUAUAAAGCGCACGCUUAAAUACUCAACCAUUUGA
This is a messenger RNA of Rotaria socialis, 414 nucleotides long. The record is from the annotation of a GenBank genome assembly. Lineage: Eukaryota; Metazoa; Rotifera; Eurotatoria; Philodinida; Philodinidae.